Molecule: messenger RNA, 1203 nt
Organism: Umbelopsis ramanniana AG
Lineage: Eukaryota; Fungi; Mucoromycota; Umbelopsidomycetes; Umbelopsidales; Umbelopsidaceae
Exons: 6
Coding region: 1-1203 (400 amino acids)
Biological process (GO): cell wall modification
Molecular function (GO): pectinesterase activity
Source: RefSeq, a predicted model, not a curated record
AUGAAGCUAUUGGCCACUUGCGUUGCUCUAUUCCUUGGUUUCCAGGCUGUUGCUGCCAAGCCUCCUGCAAGUCACCACCAUUCAGGAGGCUUCUCGUAUCAGUACGAGACCUGUCAAGCUAUUAAAUCCGUUCACCAAAAUCCGCUCGAGGGAUGUCCUGGAGGCACUGUGUAUGUAUCUGGUACUGAUAAGAAGGCCAAGUUUCGAUCAGUCCAGGCUGCCAUUGAUUCUGUUGCCCACAAGAAGGAAGCCACCAUUCUCAUUGGAAGUGGUGUAUACCACGAAGUGAUCAACGUCACAAGCCAUGGAUCUUUAACGUUGCUAGGACAAACUUCGCAGCCAGGUAAUUGGUCCGCCAACUUGGUCACUAUCUGGAACUCAUCUGCUAUUCCAAUGCUCCCUGUUGGAGCCGAUGACGCCGACACCGUAACAUUUACUGUUGCACCAAACCGUGCCGCUGCAUUGAUCGGCGCCGGAUUCUACGGAGCUCCGAUUGUGAAUGACACUUGGGGAUCUCCAGACUUCAAGGCCUACAACCUGAACAUUGAGAACAGAUAUGCCAAUUACUCUGCUGGUCAGGCCCUUGCUCUUGGCGUUAGUUAUGCCAAUGCCAGUUUCUACGGUUGUGCUUUCCGUUCUUAUCAGGAUACCAUCUAUGCUGGACGAUUUGCUUCAGUAUAUUUUGAAGGAUGCGAGGUUGCUGGACAAACCGACUUCCUGUUUGGUUUUGGUACUCUAUACAUUGAGAACUCUACCAUCGCUUCCCGUGGAGCGGGUGGCGGUAUUACUGCCUGGAAGGGUACCCCUGAUGGAUAUGCUGGUGUUUACAACAACACUUAUGGCCUGUAUGUGCACAACAGUCAACUUGUCAAGUCGCCUGAUGCAAACGCUACUCUAAAUAUUGUUGGCAAGUGUGCUUUGGGCCGACCUUGGAACAAUAUGAGCCGAACUGUUUUUGAGGGCUGUUACAUGGGAGACCAUAUCCAGCCAAACGGCUUCAUCCCUUGGCUUCCUACAACCUUAAAUAUGUCGACUGUGUAUUACGCUGAAUUUGGAAGCUAUGGCCCAGGCUACAACGCCAGUUUGCGUGAGUCGUCCGAGCAUCUUGGAACCACCGCUGAAGGCGAAUCGCUAUGGAACCUUUCCACUGUUUUCAAAGGCAUUCCAAAGUGGAUUGACCGCACCUGGAGAUCAGCUGUGUAA